UAAAGAACAGUGUUGAAAAGUCAUGCAUAUGCAUUUUUCAAUUACUAUUAUUCAUUUAUUCAUUAAACUGUGCUAUAUAUUACUGUGCCUGUGUCUGUGUCUAAGCAUUUUGUCGUUCUGAAAGACAGAACAUAUCACGGAGAGAAAAGUGAAGCGAGAGAAUAUAGUGAUGUAUCUUCAAGGCACACCAACUGAUCUUGGAUUUCACAUGCCUGCAGAGUGGGAAUCCCACAAACAGUGUUGGAUGGGUUGGCCUGAACGCACAGAUAAUUGGAGAGACGGUGCCGUUCAUGCCCAAAGUGUAUUUGCCAGGACAGCAUCUGCUAUCGCAAGAUUCGAACCAGUAACCGUUUGUUGUAGUUCUGCCCAGUGGGAGAAUGCACGGAGUCAACUACCUGAACAUAUCAGGGUCGUUGAGAUCAGCAUGAACGAUUCUUGGUUUCGUGACACUGGACCCACUUUUGUUGUGAGAAGAAACCCUUCAACAUCUGGUAAUGCAGAGUACAAGAUUGCGGGAAUUGACUGGAACUUUAAUAGUUGGGGAGGUUUAGAAGAUGGAUGUUACAGUGAUUGGAGUCUUGACAUGUUUGUCGCUAAGAAGAUUUUGGAAAUUGAGAAGAUUCCUAGAUUUUCACAUUCAAUGGUGCUUGAAGGUGGAAGCAUCCAUGUGGAUGGAGAAGGUACUUGUCUUACCACUGAAGAGUGUCUCUUGAACAAGAACAGGAACCCUCACUUGAGUAAGAACCAAAUAGAGGAUCAACUUAAGGCAUAUCUUGGAGUCAGGAAGGUUAUAUGGUUGCCUCGGGGAUUAUAUGGAGACGAUGAUACAAAUGGUCAUAUUGAUAACAUCUGCUGUUUUGUGAGACCUGGUGUGGUCCUUCUGUCUUGGACUGAUGAUGAAACUGAUCCUCAGUAUGCAAGAUCUGUGGAAGCAUAUUCUUUCCUUUCAAGUGUAACUGAUGCGAAAGGUAGAAAUUUUGAAAUCAUUAAAAUCCAUAUUCCCGGUCCACUCUAUAUGACAGAGAAAGAGGCUGGUGGUGUUUUUCAGUUUGAUGAGGCCAAGCCAAGACUUCAAGGUACUAGGCUUGCUGCUUCCUAUGUAAACUUUUACAUUGCAAAUGGAGCUAUCAUAGCACCACAAUUUGGAGAUAAAAAGUGGGAUGAUGAAGCUGUUCGAGUCCUAUCUAAGGCCUUCCCUGAUCAUGAAGUUGUGGGAAUUGAAGGUUCCAGGGAGAUUGUUUUGGCGGGUGGAAAUAUACACUGCAUUACUCAGCAACAACCAGCCAUUUGAGCAGCACUCUCCCAACAUUCAUUGUAUCAUUGAUAUAUGUUGCAUUGGUGUUUUUAUGUUAUCCGGAUGAUUAGUUAAAUUGCUUGGUUUGCUGAGCAUGGAUGCUCAUUUCUAAACCCAAUAGUUGCAUAGAAAUGUCUGCAAAGAUAUGAAAAACCAUUGAAAUAAAACCUAAUUGGCAUUUUCAAAUCGUGAAAUCGUGGUAUAUUCUCUUGAUAAUUGAAUUGGAAAUUUUUAAGUAGAACAAAUUUUAUUUUGCUACUGAGUAGGAGAAAAAUGUAUCCAAUCUGCGAAAA
This is a messenger RNA of Gastrolobium bilobum, 1587 nucleotides long. RefSeq names its product agmatine deiminase. Gene Ontology annotation, molecular function: agmatine deiminase activity; protein-arginine deiminase activity. The transcript has 10 exons. NCBI's taxonomy places the organism in Eukaryota, Viridiplantae, Streptophyta, Magnoliopsida, Fabales, Fabaceae. Gene Ontology annotation, biological process: putrescine biosynthetic process. The record is from RefSeq and is a predicted model, not a curated record. Bases 170 to 1291 code for a protein of 373 amino acids.